GGUUGAAUUCAAUCACCAUUUUUUUCAUCAAUCUCGUACCCUAAUUAACUUUACCCUUUUCCUUUUCUCAGCAGGAUGUACAAGAGAGCAAGGAACAGCGUUCACAAACCCCUUCGCGAUCUCUCCAAUCGAGAGCUCGGUCACUUACCUGCCAGAAUAUUCCCUAACCGCCUCGCCGCCUCCGAGGAUCUUGUUCUUCGACUUGAUGUAUUUAAAAAGCUCGACAAGCACAGAGGCUGUGUCAACACUGUAUGCUUCAAUGCAGAUGGUGACAUUCUGCUUUCAGGUUCUGAUGACAGGAGGAUUAUUCUCUGGGAUUGGGAAACCGGCCGUGUUAAGCUCUCCUUCCAUUCCGGUCAUAGUAACAAUGUUUUCCAGGCGAAGUUCAUGUCUCACUCCUAUGAUCGUAGCAUUGUCACUUGUGCUGCUGAUGGCCAGGCGAGACAUGCUCAACUUCUUGAAGACGGACAUGUGGAAACCAAGUUAUUGGGGAAGCAUCAAGGACGGGCUCAUAAGUUGGCUAUCGAACCUGGUAGUCCUCAUAUAUUUUACACUUGCGGUGAAGAUGGAUUAGUACAGCAUUUUGAUCUUAGAACUGGGACUGCAACAGAACUUUUCACCUGCAAGCCACUAAAGGAUAGUUGGAAUUACAUGCCAGUUAUCCAUCUUAAUGCAAUUGCAAUUGAUCCAAGGAACCCAAAUCUCUUUGCGGUUGCUGGGUCUGAUGAGUAUACCCGACUUUUUGAUAUCCGCAAGUAUAAAUGGGAUGCAUCCACCGAUUUUGGUCAACCAACUGACUACUUUUGCCCUCCGCACUUGAUUGGUGAUGAGAGAGUAGGAAUAACAGGCCUGGCCUUUUCUGAACAAAGGGAGCUUCUUGUGUCAUACAAUGAUGAAUUUAUUUAUCUGUUUACACAAGAUAUGGGUUUGGGACUGGACCCUGUUCCCGGAUCCCCUAUAUCUGUGGAUAGUGAUACAAGUGAAGCAGGAGGCAGUCAUGGAUCUGCACGAUCUCCAUCAAACACAGAUGCUGAUGUUAAAAUCGCGCCUCAAGUUUUCAAAGGACACAGGAAUUGCGAGACAGUGAAGGGUGUUAAUUUCUUUGGGCCUAAUUGUGAGUAUGUGGUGAGUGGGUCAGACUGUGGUCGUAUUUUCACAUGGAAGAAGAAAGGUGGUGAGCUUAUUCGUGUCAUGGAAGCAGACAAGCAUGUUGUGAACUGUAUCGAGUCUCAUCCUCAUUCAACAGUUCUUGCAAGCAGCGGUAUUGAGCAUGACAUCAAGAUAUGGACUCCAAAGGCCCUCGAGAAAGCUACUUUGCCCAAAAAUAUUGAGCAGAAACCCAAGGCUAGGGGCUGGAUGUACCAGAUAGCUUCUCAGGAAGACCUGAUGUUGCAACUGUUUUCACUUCCAAGACGGAGGGCUAGGACAGAAAACACUGUAGAACACUCAACUGCAGAUCAAGAACUUUUAGACUUGAUACUGACAUUCAAUACUAUUAGUGACGAUUCUACUGACGAUGAUGGUGAUGAUGAUGGAGAUGCAACCAACCAAGAUGACUUGUUCAGUUGAGUUGAGUUCUGCAUGUUGACAAUGUUAGCCAAUUGUAUAUAUAACAUAGGUUUAAGAAUAACUGUUGAGUAGAAUCUUGCAUACUGUCUUAACAGUACUCCGUGCAUAUACAACUGCCCUUCAAUUUUAUUUGUGGUCUUUUAUUUUUAUUUUUAUGAAGUUUGAUCUAUAGCACACACAUAAUUAGUUCUUUAUGUUA
This is a messenger RNA of Medicago truncatula (barrel medic), 1768 nucleotides long. RefSeq names its product DDB1- and CUL4-associated factor 8. Gene Ontology annotation, molecular function: protein binding. NCBI's taxonomy places the organism in Eukaryota, Viridiplantae, Streptophyta, Magnoliopsida, Fabales, Fabaceae. The record is from RefSeq and is a predicted model, not a curated record. Bases 76 to 1569 code for a protein of 497 amino acids. Gene Ontology annotation, cellular component: cytoplasm; Cul4-RING E3 ubiquitin ligase complex. The transcript has 6 exons.